UGCAGACACAAAAUCCUAUAAGAUGUUAGGUCUAUACCUAACUUCCUACAAUAUCAUUUUAAAGUUCGUGAGAUGGAUAUAUCUUUUGUGAUUUCUGACAGUGAGGAAGAUAUUUAUGAAGAUAAAGAAAAAGAGCAAGUUUUUGUAAUCGAAAGUAGCGGAAGUAGUGUAAAUAUAUCUCCAAAUGUAACACCUGAAAAGUCUAAAUUUCCUUUGUCUGAAAAAUUGUCAUUAACAGAAGAAACAAUCAGGCAGAGAAUUAGAAAGCAUAUGCCUUCUUAUUUUGACAAUGAAAACACCAAUGACCAUAAUGAAGAUGACUUUGUAUCAAUCAGUAGUAGCGAAGAAUGUAACACUGAUGACAAUAUUUCAAAUGAUGAUAUUAAACAAGUGACAAAACACAAUGGUAAAAUAAUCAAAAGAAAUAAAUGGCAGAAUAUUUCAAAGGAGAACAAGGAUGAUUUUCAAAUUGCUAGUCCUAGUACAUCUAAAAGUGGAUCGAAUAAUAGCAGCUCAAUUAAUGAACACACCUUUGAAGAAAGAAUAAAGCAUCAAAAAUCAAAUUCAUCAACUGAUACAAAUUCCCAUAGAGAUGAAGAAAGUGAUUGGGAGUCUGAAGUUGCAGUGUCUUUAGCAAAAGAAGAAAUUGGCGUUGGUAAUAUAGAUCCAUUAAUUGCACAGAAAAGAGCUCUUCUUGUUUGUAAAAUGGAACAAUUACAAAAUCAAUUAAGUAAAACAAAGUUAUUGUUCACUACUGGUAACAUCGAUUCGUUACCAGACAAAGGAGCAAAAUUGCGUGAGUGCAUCGCCAUGCAAGAAAUGCAAAUAGAAGAAAUUGCAGUCAAAUUGGAGAACACGCCUUUAACAGAAACACAAACUGAUAAAACUGAGGCAUAUUUUGAAAAGGAAGAAAUAUCUUCUAUGAAAGAAGGAUUUACUGUUGAGGAAGAAUCACAUGCCGACAAAUUUGACACUUGUUACGAUGUAGAUGGUAUAUCGAUCAAACCGAGAUCAUCUCGAGAAGCCAAGGAACUCGGAAAAAUGGCUCAAGCAACGUUCGACAAAGAAUUAGCUUUGACAGUUGAUAGAUUACAAGAUCUGCACGGAUCUCUCGUAGCUAGACCCGCCGAGGAUGAAAAAGCGGAAGAUCCAAAAGGCUUAAAAGUGAAGUUAAUGCCACAUCAGCAACACGCAUUGGCGUGGUUGAUCUGGAGGGAGCAACAAAGACCUCCCGGCGGUGUUCUUGCCGAUGAUAUGGGUUUGGGUAAAACUUUAACAAUGAUAUCUCUCAUUGUAGCAAGCAUCGCUAAAAUGAAAUUAAAAGAGAUGGAAGAUUGCAGUGACGAUGAAUGGAUGGAUAAUGAUAAACCGUUGCGACAUAAAGGAGGUACGCUUGUGGCUUGUCCAGCAUCUUUGUUGUCGCAAUGGGAAAAGGAAAUAAAUCAGAGAUGCAAAUGUGGUAUGCUUACCGUUGAAGUUUAUCAUGGUAUAAAUCGAGAACAUGUGCCAAAAAGAUUAGCGAGAAAGGAUGUAGUUAUUACGACGUAUAACAUUUUAUCCCGUGAAUUUAAGUCAAACUCUACACUAUAUAAGAUUCAUUGGGAACGCGUUAUACUGGACGAGGCGCAUAUAAUUCGAAAUCAUAAAAGUCAAGCUUGCCAAGCAGUAUGUGGUCUCUUAGCAAGAAAACGGUGGGCUCUUACUGGUACACCUAUUCAGAACAGCGAGUUGGAUUUAUAUUCUGUUUUAAAGUUUUUGAAGUGUUCACCUUUUGAUAACCUUCAAGUAUGGAAACGUUGGGUAGAUAACAAAAAUGCCGCUGGUUGUCAACGAUUGGCGACUGUGAUGAAAACGUUAAUGUUGCGUAGAACGAAGCAAGAGCUUCAAGUUAAUGGCAGAUUAGAAAGUUUGCCGGAAAAGUUUAUAGAGGAGAUAUUUGUAAAGCUUGAUUCGCAGGAACAGUUGGUAUAUGAAAAAGUAUUAGUCUAUUCUCGUACAUUGUUCGCGCAAUUUUUGGCGCAAAGGGCAGAGAAAGAUCACAUGGUUGAUCUAAAUAGUGGAAGAUACGAUAAACCAUCCUUUCUUUCGAACCCAAAUAAAAAUACUCAGUUUACGAAGGCACAAAAUAAAUUAUUGUCGUUACAUGCUGACGUGAAAGCCCACGAAAUUCUGGUUCUUUUACUGAGAUUACGUCAAAUUUGCGUUCAUCCAUCGCUCAUUCAUUCGAUGCUGGAUCAAAAUGUCAUGAAAGAGACUGAAAUAAUGGAGAUAGAAAAUGUAGACCUAGUAUCACAAAUAGGUAAUAUAACAUUGGAGGACUCUGAAAAUAACUUAGAAGAAAACAAUGAAGAAGAAAUCGGCGUUGAUCGCAGAGUAGCUACAAAUUUGCUCACGUCUAAGAAUUCUGUCUUCAAACCUGAUCGUAUAAGUUCCAAGUUGAAGAUGGUGUUCCACAAGGUAGAGGAAAUUUUACAACAAAAUGAUAAAAUGAUCAUUGUUUCUCAAUGGACAAGUACACUACAUAUUAUAGCGUCUUAUUUAUCUUUGAUCCACGGUGCUACUUUCAGUAUGUUCACAGGAAAUGUGCCCAUCAAGGAUAGACAGGGUGUAAUGGAUUCAUUUAAUACUCCAAAUAGCGAUCCAAAAAUAUUAUUACUCUCGCUUACCGCCGGGGGUGUUGGAUUAAACCUGGUAGGCGCAAAUCAUUUAUUGUUAAUAGACGUUCAUUGGAAUCCGCAAUUAGAAGUACAGGCUCAAGAUAGAAUCUAUAGGUUCGGACAAAGGAAAAACGUUUUUAUAUACAAGUUUAUUUGUAAGGAUACCAUAGAAGAGCGUAUAAAACAGUUACAAGAAAGGAAAUUGAACAUAGCUCAGAAUGUUCUCAGCGGUGAUAAGAACUCUACUGUCUCAAAAUUGACACUCAAUGAUCUUAAGUCUCUAUUUGCUCUUUAA
Messenger RNA from Habropoda laboriosa, 2952 nucleotides. RefSeq names its product transcription termination factor 2-like (gene lds). The transcript has 10 exons. Gene Ontology annotation, molecular function: ATP-dependent chromatin remodeler activity; ATP binding. NCBI's taxonomy places the organism in Eukaryota, Metazoa, Arthropoda, Insecta, Hymenoptera, Apidae. The record is from RefSeq and is a predicted model, not a curated record. Bases 73 to 2952 code for a protein of 959 amino acids.